CAGCACAUCUGAAUACUGAGCUAGCACUUGAGUCCACACACAGAACAACACUUAAAGAGAGGCACUUCAGACUUGAAAACAUGCACAAAACGAAGACUUUUUAGGAAUAUGAAACUAGGCAGACCAUAGCUUUUGCCUCACAGACAUAAACAUAACUGAAAACGAGAUAUUCCUGAUUUAUUGGCUCUGCUGACUGAUGCCACAGUGCUGUGAUGGAGAUUGAGUCUAUGGUAGCGAACACUGCACUGAUCAGGGCUAGAGAAGGCUGUGGUGGCAAACACAAAGGAAGAAGCAGGAGAUGGAAAGAACUUCUGCGUUUUCCGCACAUUAACGAGUGUACGGAGCUGGAAAACAGCAUUGAACGGGACUAUGGUAGUCUGUGUGUGGAGCAGCCUAUUGGGAAGGCACUAUUUCACCUCUAUUGUGAGACUCGGCCAGAGCUCAAACGCUGCAUUGACUUCUUGGAUGCAAUGGAAGAGCAUGAAGUGAUGCAAGCUGAGAAACAGAAGAACCUUGGCAAUGAAAUUAUUGAAAAGUACCUCAACCCAAAGUCUCCUCAAUUCGUGCAGGAGAUACCAGAGAGCUGCCGACAGAUGUGUUUACAGAAACUACAGCACAUUUACAACAGUGACUUCAGCUACUGCCGCAACGUUGUCCAUGACUAUCUAAGUGGAGACCCCUUCAAAGACUAUCAGAACAGCAUGUAUUUCGACCGGUUCCUACAGUGGAAGAUGGUGGAAAGAAAGCCCAUCACGAGGGACACAUUUCGAGACUACCGCAUUUUGGGAAAGGGAGGGUUUGGGGAGGUAUGUGCAACCCAGGCCCGAGCAUCUGGGAAAAUGUAUGCCUGUAAAAAACUGGAGAAGAAGCGUGUCAAAAAGCGCAAUGGUGAAACCUUGGCCCUAAACGAGAAGCAGGCCCUCGAGAAGGUUAACAGCAGAUUUGUGGUCAGUUUAGCCUAUGCCUACGAGACCAAAGGUGCUCUGUGCCUGGUUUUGACACUAAUGAAUGGCGGAGACCUGACGUUCCACAUCUAUAACAUGGGCAGCUCAGGAUUUAGCAAAGAGAGGGUCCAGUUUUACGCUGCUGAAAUCCUCUGCGGCCUGGACCACCUUCACAAACAUUCUAUUGUUUAUAGGGAUUUAAAGCCAGAUAACAUUCUUCUGGAUGAUUAUGGGCACAUACGGAUCUCUGAUCUGGGAUUAGCAGUCAUUUUGGCCGAAGGACAACUUGUUCGAGGCAAAGUGGGAACAGCGGGAUACAUGGCUCCAGAGGUCAUCAAAAAUGAGUACUACAGUUUUAGUCCAGACUGGUGGGGACUCGGAUGUCUCAUUUAUGAGAUGACUGCUGGGAGACCUCCGUUCCGAGACCGCUCAGAGCGGAUACACAGGAAGGAGCUGGAAUUUAGAGUGCUGGAGUCUGAGGUGCACUACGGGGAAAAAUUCGACAACACCGCUGAAGCCAUCUGCCAAGCGCUCUUGAACAGGAAUCCAAAGGAGAGACUGGGAUCUAAGGAUGAUGACGCAGCAGCUGUAAAAGCUCAUUUGUUCUUUCAGGAUGUUAGCUUCAAAAGACUGGAGGCAGGAAUGAUGGAGCCCCCCUUUGUGCCUGACCCUAGAGCUGUGUACUGCCAAGACGUUUUGGACAUUGAUCAGUUCUCCACAGUCAAAGGAGUGAACCUUGAUGCAAAAGAUGAGGACUUCUACUUCAAGUUCAACACAGGCAGCAUGCCCAUCCCGUGGCAGAACGAGAUGAUCGAGACAGAGUGCUUUAAGGAGCUGAACGUAUUUGGUCCCAGAGGCUCAAGGACACCAGACCUCGACAGGUCCAUUGUAAUCCGACGUAGCCCCCCAGUCCCACAAAAACCCCGGACUCCUUCAGAGUUUUCUCGACACAAGUUGAUUGAUAAAAUUUUCAAAAGACGCCAUCGUGACGAGUUGACUCAGCGGAAGAGCCGUCCGUCAAACAAGAAGACAGAUGAUCCACAGGCAAGACUGCUAGAGUCUUCUGAUAGCUGUUAAAUACCCCAUACAGUAACAACUAAGAUUGCAAAGCUAAGACCACUGCAGUGGCUCAAAAGAACCUGAAAAAGUUCUGCAAACUUGGUGCUAACAUUCACAAAUCCUUGUCAAAGUGUGCAGGAGCAUGAUGUAAAUUGAUUAUCUGCAUUAUUUUAAGCUUGUUUUUGAAAUGUUUGCAUUAGUUGUACAUCCUGUGUAUAUAUGUGACUGAAAAUCUGUGAAACUAAUGUGUAUAUUUUGCCU
Messenger RNA from Pygocentrus nattereri (red-bellied piranha), 2264 nucleotides. RefSeq names its product G protein-coupled receptor kinase 5 (gene grk5). Bases 213 to 2021 code for a protein of 602 amino acids. Gene Ontology annotation, cellular component: cytoplasm. The transcript is spliced from 16 exons. The record is from RefSeq and is a predicted model, not a curated record. Gene Ontology annotation, molecular function: G protein-coupled receptor kinase activity; ATP binding. NCBI's taxonomy places the organism in Eukaryota, Metazoa, Chordata, Actinopteri, Characiformes, Serrasalmidae. Gene Ontology annotation, biological process: regulation of signal transduction; protein phosphorylation; signal transduction.